CCGCCGAAUGGUGCAGUGCUAGGCUAAUGGACCUCUGCAGCUCUCCACCUGGACACAGACUGACUCCCCCUCUGUAUUUAUUCUAUUACCUUGGUAGCCAUUUUACGGAAGUGAGCAGAGGUAAUCAGACACCUGCGGUGCCGGGCUCUGCAUGUCCCCUCCCAGGAAGGGAGGAACCUGAAGGGAGGCGUCCCCAGACUGGAUAGACCAGUGAGACACAUUUUUUUCCAACCUGAGGUGUUUUUUUUUUUUUUUUUCUCACACAGCAGCACACAGGGCUUCCCUGUGAACCGAAAGACGGAGACAAACUAGAAGUACAGUUUAGUCAUGGACUCUGUAUACAUACUCUAUGCCAGCAUAUAGAGAAGGAUAACGCACAACUUUAUGGAUAAUACCGCUCAACUUGUCGGAACAGUUAGGAAUGCUUUUGUGAAAAGCAGGUGAACUCUGCUCUCCCAGGGAGAUUACAACAGGACAUGCUUCCAGCCGCUAAACAGCUUGUCUUUACUUGCAGCGUCAUGUGAUCUUGCUCGCACAGAGGAGGCUGAACUGUGCUACUGACAACAUACUGUCAGUAAUAGACUCUAUUUGAUAUUCUGAAAGUCUACUACGUAGAAUCUGUUUGUGCCUCACUAAACAGGAAUAGAGGAUAGUGUUGUUGUAAAUGGUGCCCUCCUGGACAAGGUAAAAGGAGCUGGGGAGAUUUGUCCAUACAAAGGUCUUUUGUUCCUAGCCAGCGGUAGAGGUGGAAAAGGAGCAGCUUGGAUAACUGGAGGUGGGGACAUUUGUGACAUUUUCAAUGGACAUUUUGCCAGAGCUACUACCUGUUUUGGUUUGCCUCUCUUUGGUCUCAGUGUGACACGCAAAAAUGGACAGUGUGGAUAAUAACUCAGAUGGACCACGGAGGCAGCCCGCUAGUUCCCUCCUGAAUGUCUUCAGCAGUUUCUUCGGCCGAGAUACACCUGCCCCUUCAGACGCUGAGUCGGCUGUGCUGACGUCUUUCAAGGAGCUGUCGGAUGAGGAGAAUCUUUUUCCUGAAGGCUGUCAAACCACUAACCAUGAGAAGAAGCUCCAAGGGAGGGACUGUAUUCAUCAGAAUAAUGUGACUGCUUCCUGUGAUACAGGGCAGCGGGCUGAAUUACUGGAAGCUGGAGCCUUGGUUGAUCUAGAUCUGGUCCAGGUCACGAGGGUGGAAACGUAUAGUGACAAUGAGGAAAAUGAGGAUGAGAAGGCGGGCAACAGGAGCGCCAGUCUGUUGGAAAAGCUUGCCAGGACCAGGGAGCCUUCCCUACCUGAGAAGGGUAAUAAUACAGUGGAGCAUGGUGAUGGAGAGGAGCUAAAAGGUGCCAGUGAGGCAGAAGCAGAGUACCAAGUGCCUGUGUUUAGAACACACAAAUUUGAGGAGAGAUCACUAGCUAGUCUAUAUUCAGACAGGUUUGUCAACAGAAAUAACUCGAGGCCAGUUCUGGUCUCUUCAGUUUCCAAACAGGCAGAUGGCUUCAGUCCCAAGGAGCACACCACCACAGUGUCUUUGGAUGUAGAAACAUCUGGUGUGGGAGAGAAUGGUAGAGACAAUGUGGGAAACAAUGAGAGUGAAGAGUUUGCCAGCAUAGAUUGUUCUCUGCCUGUUCCUUCUAUCAUCUCCGGACAUCUGGCUUUGGAGGCCUCAGGUCAAAAUGCUGCAACAGCCUCUCCUUUAAAGCAGGAUUUCGAUAGAACACAGAAGGAGGACACCCAUGAGCAAAGGGCUGAGGAUGGGACUGAGGAACCUCACUCCAGCCAGGUGUCCUCCUCUGUUCCCUCCAGCCCUGAGGCUCCCGAAGUUUCAGUCCAAUCAUCCUCCAGUCCAGAGGAGCCGUCAAACUCUGCUUUUAUCACAAAUCACCCUACAGGGUUUAAAAAAAACAUGUCACUGUCAUCUGCAACUGAAGAGUCCCCAGGUGAUAUCCAGCCAAGUACCAGUCCUGCUAAAAAGCGCAUAACUGCUCCAAAGACAUCAGAAACAAACACGCCACCUCCAGCUUCAUCCAAUGCACCCUCCUCUACCUCAUCCCCAUCCAGGGGCACGGCGCUCUCUUCGCCCCCUUCCUUCCAGAUGCCAGCUCUCUUCAGUGGAUUGCGGGUGCUGAAGAAAGGAGCGGUGGGGGAAGACAGGGAGACGGUGUCCGAGAUCAAACAGAGUGAGAAGGAUGCUGACCUGGCCCUGCUCAGCCUGAAGAAGACGGUAAACAAAGCCAAGCUCUUCCCUGAGCAGACGACAGUCACUCCAGUCAAAAAACACGCCGAGCCUAAACCUGUAAUGGGACACUUGAGUCAGCUGCUCAACGUCGACAACCACGAUGAGACCAAAAAGGCAGAUGUUGGGCAGGAUGCUGGUCCUGAAAACGGCAGAAAAGAAUCUGAGAAUGGAGAAGAGGAUGCAGGAGAGAAAAUCCCAGGCCCAGAAGCCCCCACGUCCCCACCGGAGAAAAAGAAAACCUCAGACUUGGCCUAUGAAACCUUUAAGAGCUUCUUCGGCCCCAAAACUAUCAAAAAGGAAAAAACAGACGAUGUGGACCUGGAGGCCGUGAAAAAGAGAAUCAAGAAUGACAAGGAAAGCCUGAGGUCUAUUUUUGAGAGAACUUCCAAAUCCCCUGGCAAGGAACUCAACAGUCCCACAGAGGCUAAUACGGAGGUCACAUCUCCUACAGACAGUGAGGACCGGACCCCAGGGCGUCUUCAGGCUGUGUGGCCCCCACCCAAACCUAAAGAUGAGGAAGAGAAGGUGGGGCUCAAAUACACCGAGGCAGAGCACCAGGCUGCCCUCUUGCAGCUGAAGAGAGAGUGCAAGGAAGAUUUGGAGAGGAUGCAUUCCGACUUUGAGCUUCAAAUCUUCCAACUGCGAGGUGAGCACGCUGUCUCAAUAGCACAUCUGGAAGGAGUCAUUGCUAAGAUGCAAAGAGACAACGGGUAUAAUACAAGUCAGGACCGGGGCGAGGUCCGCGAUGCUGCUGUGUCCACUGCAGAUGACCUGAAACCCAAGACCUACCGCACCGUGAGUAUCCAGACGGACAGGGAGACCUUCAUCAAGAGCCCUGAGGGUGACAGUGGCGGCCUUGUUCAAAGCCCCAACCAGAAUGUGCCGAAAAGACUCAACUUGGACUCUAUUGGACUAAAUCUAAAAGCUGAAACGGCCCCAGGCAGUUCUGGACCGCCCCCACCUCCGCCUCCGCCUCCCCCCCUCCCACCGGGCCUCUCGGGACCGCCUCCCCCACCCCCACCCCCACCCCCACCUCCUUUGCUAGGCAACACUGGAGCACCGCCCCCUCCGCCACCUCCACUCCCUGGAGGUGGUCCGCCGCCCCCACCACCUCCCCCUCCCCCGCCUGGCCUACCUGGAGCUGGUCCACCUCCUCCUCCCCCUCCUCCAGGCUGUGGCCCGCCACCUCCUCCCCCUAUGGGCUUCAGUUUUGACCAGAAGGUGGAGAAGGCCCCACGGAAACUUGCCAUUGAGCCAGCAUGUCCCAUGAAGCCUCUAUACUGGACCAGGAUACAGAUACAGGACAAUAACAACAACACACUCUGGGGUUCUCUGGAGGAACCAAACAUCGUUGACGCCAAUGAGUUUGAGGAUCUUUUCUCCAAGGCCACACUGCAGCCAGUGAAGAAGCCCCUGGCGGACACCUAUGAGAAGAAAGCCAAAACUAAGAAGAUUAUCAAGCUGCUGGAUGGGAAACGUUCACAAGCAGUCGGCAUCCUCAUAUCGAGCCUGCAUCUGGAGAUGAAGGACAUUAAGCAAGCUGUUCUUACUGUGGACAACUCUGUGGUGGAUUUGGAGACCAUUGAGGCUUUAUAUGAAAAUAGGGCCACCAGUGAUGAGAUGGUCAAGAUAACGAGGCAUUAUGAAAAUUCUAAAGAAGAUGAAGUCAAACUGCUGGAUAAACCUGAACAGUUUCUCUAUGAGCUCUCUCAGAUUCCCGACUUCACGGGCCGAGCCUACUGCAUCAUCUUCCAGUCGGUAUUUCUUGAUACCAUCUCCUCCAUCCGUCGCAAGGUGGAGAUCAUCUCAAAUGUCAGCAAAGAGUUGUUGGAGUGUAAUAGCUUGCGGGAUGUAUUAGGUCUUGUUCUGGCCUUUGGGAACUAUAUGAACGGAGGGAACAGGACAAGAGGUCAAGCUGAUGGCUUCGGACUGGAGAUCCUCCCCAAACUAAAGGACGUCAAGAGCAGGGACAAUCGUAUGAACCUGGUGGAUUAUGUUGUUUUGUACUACCUGCGUAAUUUUGACAAACAUGCCGGCACAGAAAAGAGUGUGUUCCCUAUGCCGGAGCCCCAGGAUUUCUUCCAGGCUGGUCAGGUUAAGUUUGAAGACCUCACCAAGGACAUCAGAAAGCUGAAUAGAGAUCUGACUGCUUGUGAGAAGAGCGUGCAGAAGGUGUGUGCUAACUCAUCAGAGGAAAACCUCCAGCCCUUCAAGGAGAAGAUGGAAGGAUUCAUCUCUGCCGCUCAAAAGGAGCAUUCAGCUGAAGAGGACCGACUCAGUGCAGCGCAGAGAAGUUUCCAGGACAUGGUGAGCUACUUUGGGGUGAAGCCAAAGUCCGGAGAGAAAGAUGUGGCCCCGAGUUACGUUUUUAUGUUCUGGUACGAGUUUUGCAACGACUUCAAGAACUCCUGGAUACGACAGAACAAGAACAUCUCCAAGGAGAGGUUGAAGGAAGCUCAAGAAAACAUCAAGAAGAUCACAGCAGAGAAGAGAGUUGAAACCAAGAAGACCAAUGCCAACAGUCUGAAAGAGAGGCUGCGGCAGAAGGAAGCCAGCGUGUCUUCCAGCUGAGCGAAAGGACUAGUGACGUAGCAGCAGAGAAAUGAUGAGGUUGGUGUAGAUCGCAGAUCAGAAAGUGUGCCGGCCAUAUUUCUCCUGCGUUUUGAUUCGGACUGCCCUCUGUGCACCAUACAGACUCACAAUAAAACCUCGCUGGACACGUACUACUCCCACUGCUGUAUAUCUCUGCUCUACAAACACCCGCCCUUCCCCACCCUAACCUCCACCACCCUGUAUACAUAUGAGCUGGGCCUGCAGCAAGGAUGCAUGGCUGACACAGCCGAAGUGAUGAGAGUCUUCAAGGCCAAAGGUUGAUCUCAUUCAUCCAGCAGGGCACGACCUCUUGAGUGCCCAGCUUGUGAAAGGUCUCAAGGGGUCAGUGGGAUUCCCAACAGCUGACACAUCCAAGAGUUUCCUUCUGGGUCUACAAGAGCUGAGAAACUAUUUCUUUCUCAACUGUAGAUGUUAGACAGCAGAGUGAUAAUGCUCCUAUAUACUCAAAGUGUUAAGAUGUGU
Perca fluviatilis (European perch) is the source of this 5314-nucleotide messenger RNA. Its product is annotated as formin-like. Gene Ontology annotation, molecular function: microtubule binding. The record is from RefSeq and is a predicted model, not a curated record. NCBI's taxonomy places the organism in Eukaryota, Metazoa, Chordata, Actinopteri, Perciformes, Percidae. Gene Ontology annotation, cellular component: nucleus; cytoplasm; actin filament. Gene Ontology annotation, biological process: actin nucleation.